Alternaria incomplexa is the source of this 6966-nucleotide messenger RNA. RefSeq lists its product as uncharacterized. The coding region runs from base 1 to 6966 and encodes 2321 amino acids. The transcript has 6 exons. The record is from RefSeq and is a predicted model, not a curated record. Gene Ontology annotation, biological process: signal transduction. NCBI's taxonomy places the organism in Eukaryota, Fungi, Ascomycota, Dothideomycetes, Pleosporales, Pleosporaceae. Gene Ontology annotation, cellular component: Ino80 complex.
AUGGCGGCGACGAAUACAGACAUGCACAUGCUUCAGGAAAGGACGGCGGCACAUCACAUCCUUCAGCACCAGCCGCCGUCGCCCUUGCACUCUCUCUCCGCGCCGUCGCUCGCGGACAGUAUUCGCAGCCUUCGCGACGACUCGACGCGCUCGCACAACGUGCCGGCCACGGCGGACGAGCAACACCCGCCCCGAGCACGUCGCAAACCCGUCCCAAGCCCGCUGUAUUCGACUGGUAAUAGCGGCCCCCCGUGCCAGCAGCCGGGCUACCGCGACUCACCACGCCUCGACGAACCGCGCAGUCCGCGCGAGAAGCUCGACGCAUUGCUGGCGGAGGAGCAACAGCAUACCUCGCCCAUUCGCCCAACCCAGCCAGCGCACCCGCCUACACCACCCACCGUCCCCACCCCGAGCUUCGCGCAGUCGUCGCGGCCGUCUGCGUAUGCCAGACUCCGCCAGCUGUCGUCUCCCACGCUGUCUUCGGCUGGCAUUUCCCCGCCAGCCUCGCCCGUCACCAUGCCUCCACCAUCACGCCCGAACCGGCCAGACACGAGGCCGACGGUGCCAGUCCGCAACCCCUCGAUAGACUCGGCCGCAUCCUCGCUGUCGUCGACGGCCUCGCAGAACCGCCCGCCCGCCAGCCAUGCGCCCCGGCCGUCGCAGGACACGAGCACCGCCAACCCCCCAGACAUGGCCAGUCUGAUGGCCGCUGCAGGCUCACCCGAGGCCGCCAUGCUGGCCCUGUGGAAGGACAAGCAGAACACCUCCAGCCACAACGCGCAGCUCUGGCGGCUGGUGGAGAAGCAACGGUCCAUGAUCAUCGGGCUCCAGAAAGACCUCGAGCGCGCACUGAAGGACAAGGACCGCUACCGCAGAAAGUUCAAGGAGUACGCUGAGCAGCUGCCACCCGGCCCCGGCUCGCUGCAAAAGUCCGACACGUUCGACUCGGUCGUGGAACGCGAGACCAGCCAGUCGCCAGCCCUCGGUGAGCAACCUGGUGACGCCGCUCGGCCCAGCGACACCAAAGCCACCGAGCACAAGACAUCGCCCCUGACGCAAGAGCACCCCGCACCGCAUCUCAUCCCAGACUCACAGCUAGCGACGUCGCCGUCUCAUUCCACGGCAUCCAACAUCUCGUCAGCCGUAAACUCACCUACAGACUACUCCGUGCAACCCCUUAGCCUUGGUAGCAGGGGCCUCGGCCUCGACUCUACCUUGCUGCAGCCCGGCGAUGCUGCUCAACCCCCAGCGCAAGCCCCGAAGCCAGCCACUCCUCCCCAGAACACCUCAGACGUGACGCUCGUCCCGGGUAGCUCACAGCUCCAGCCUCCGCAGAUAUCGCUGAUCCAAGCUACGCCUGUCGUCGGCGGCGAUGGCUUUGAAUCACCCCCAAGAAAGACUCCGCAGCCUCUGCGAAAGGCACCGCCAGCUCCACUCAACCUGUCGAAACCCACAACGACCAGCGCACAUCUCCACCGGGCCGUGCAUGGCGACGAUGUCGACUCUGAUUACGACGAUAUACUGGAGGUGGAUGAGAUACCUGUCGUGGAGCUGCGAGGAAGGAGAAAGACUCGAGAGGAAGAUGACAGGGUCCGUGAGGCCAUGUAUUCGAAAGAUGAGGAAGCUCGAAGCAAGUCGAAGAAGAAGAAAAGCGAAAGCAAGAGCAAACAAGCGACGCCUUCUGAAACACCAGCAGGCGAUCAGCCUCAGGCGGUCCCGGUUCCCCUUUCGCCGCGUCAGUUCAAUGCGCUGCAAUCGGGCCUUCCACUCUCUCCCCGUCACCCGCCAGCCAACUCUCUGAAUGCUCUUCUUAGUCCUGCAAACUCCGAUAGUUCUAUGAUGGCUAACCGGAGCGUCGCAUCCCCACUCAUGAGUCCAGGUCUACCUUCCAGCCCCCGACCCACGGACAGGCCACUCGGAUCGCCGUUACCCAGAAAUCCUAAGCAGUCCAUCGCAUCACCACCCAUGUCGCCGACUACCACGCACCAGUCGGCUGCUCGGGCAAUGCAGCAACAAGUUCCAUUCCCACCAAACACACCUCAGUCGUAUCAGUCACCCCCAGUCAACCAAAAUCAGCAGCCUAACCAGCUACGCAAAGAGGCGUCGACGGGCCUUUUGACUGUACCAGGUGCACAGCCCAGUCCAGAAUCACCAUCGAGCAGCCCUACCCUCAACGAUGUUCCGGAUGCAGAACACGUCUACCGCGGACUCGUGUCAGACCAGUACCCUGGACUCUUGCUGCCCCCGAAUGCACUGCCCUCCAUUCAAGUAAAGGUCUUCUCGUCUCGCCUUCGGCCAUCACGUAUGAGCAUGCUCGCCCCCAAGCCGCAGGAGGAGGACCCUGUCUUUAUUCUUGCCGUCUAUGCCCGCUCUGAUAACAAACAGCUGUGGCGUGUGGAAAAGACCAUUGCUACGCUGCCUUCUCUAGACUCUCAGCUGAGGUCUAUGUGCGACUUUCAGGGACGACUUCCAGACCGUGCUCUCUUCGGAGGACAUGCGCCUGCCAAGAUUGACGCUCGCCGGGUCGCCCUCAACCAAUACUUUGAUACUGUCCUGGAAACUCCCAUGAACGAGAAGACGGCAUUGAUUGUCUGUGAAUACCUGUCUACUGAUGUAAUAGGCGCCCAGGCUGGCGAUAGACUGACCCCCGAGCCCACACCAGGUCCGAUAGUGUCUGUUCAGAAAACGCAGCGCAAGGAAGGUUACCUCACCAAGCGUGGCAAGAAUUUCGGAGGCUGGAAAGCGCGUUUCUUUGUUCUGGAUGGCUCAGAGUUCAGGUACUUUGAGGGCGAGGGCGGUGCGCACUUGGGAACGAUCAAGCUGCAAAAUGCACAGAUUGGGAAGCAGUCACAACAGCAGUCAAACCAAUCGCCACAACGACGGGACGAUUCUGAAGAUAACCAAUAUCGACACGCCUUCCUCAUCUUGGAGCCAAAGCGAAAAGAUUCGACGAGCUUGGUGCGCCAUGUGCUGUGUGCGGAGAACGAUGAAGAGCGAGAUGCUUGGGUCGAGGCUCUUCUGCAACAUGUCGACAUACCAGACGAGACUUCGCCAGUCGAGAUUCGCGUCCCCUCUGCUACGCGUCUUCAAAAGCAGCAGGCCAGCCAAGAUUCGGCACGCUCUCAGCGGAGAGAGAGCCCUGAUAUGGGAGAGCAGGAUCGCUUGCAAGGCCUCAGCUAUGACGACACGGUGCAAGCGCAAGCUCCCGUCCGCGGACCCAAUCACCGUGAUAUGAUGGCAGAAAAGCCGUCACGGGGGUCGCCUAAGGAUUCGUCCUUCCUUCAAGAUAAUUCAGGUCACUAUCCCGCCAUCUCAGGACCAAGCAACGGAACCCCCAUCAAGGACUCUGAGAGCUGGGGCAGCAAACCAGCGGCAGGACCCACGACCGUCAAAGACAAGAAACGUAGCAUAUUCGGCUUUAGAGGUCGUGGCGGCUCUUCUGACCUCGCACCAGUCCAGGUCAGCACUCCGCUGCAGCCGGCUGUAGAACAUCGCCUGCCUCCAGGCCGCAGUGUAUUUGGUAUUCCACUUAUGGAAGCUGUGGAGUUUACGCAGCCUGACGGUGUCAGCGUGGCGCUGCCAGCUGUCGUCUACAGGUGCUUGGAGUAUCUGCGAGCAAAGAAGGCAAUCAGCGAAGAGGGCAUCUUCCGGCUCAGCGGGUCAAAUAUUGUUAUCAAGGGCCUGCGCGAUCGGUUCAACAACGAAGGUGACAUCAGGUUGCUAGACGGGCAGUACUAUGACGUUCACGCCGUCGCAUCGCUUCUCAAGCUGUACCUGCGAGAACUGCCGGCCUCUGUUCUAACUCGGGAACUGCAUCUUGACUUUCUCAAGGUUCUCGAUAUGGACGAGCGUAGCAAAAAGAUCCAGAGCUUUAACGUUCUGGUACACAAGCUACCUAGGCCUAACCUUGAGCUCUUGCGACACAUGGCGUCUUUCCUGAUUGAGAUUGUCGACAAUUCCGGGGUGAACAAGAUGACCGUGAGGAAUGUUGGCAUCGUAUUUGCUCCGACUCUGAACAUUCCGGCCCCGUUGAUAUCCUUUUUCCUGACUGACUACACGGAUAUCUUCGGUACUGCUCUCGAUGAAGCAAGCUCCCCGAUCCACGAGAUCCGGAACAACACUUCUCACCUGGGGGACGACGCGAUUCGGUCUCCUCGGAGGCAGAUGUUCUCAGACCUCCCAACGCCUGCAUACAACGAGACGACAUUCCAGCAGCGUAUGGACCGACCGCCUCAAGGCUAUCAAGGGAAUAGCGCUCCCAACUAUCCGCCCCCACAGCCCCCACAGCAGUAUCAACAGCAGCAGCAGCAGUACGGCCAACAGCAGCAAGGCCAAUACAACGGCUAUGAUUCGGGAUUCAUUCCCAUGCGACCCAGCUACGAUGCGCCAGCCUACGACCAGCCAUAUCACUCUGGAGAGGGAUACGGCAGCUUGAACGGCGCUGUUCAGUCUAGCGGAGCUCGCGAACAGCGGCAACGAAAACGAGAGAGCGGCAUGCUUUUGAUGAACAUGGGCAUGGGCGGCCAACGCAAGGGCUCGGGUGGAUCCAACCCUCCACGCGGAGAUGGACGGAUGGAUGGACGAAUGUAUUCACAAAACACCAACAACCCUCUAAUGGUACGAGAAGAGACGGCGUUCGACACAGGACUAGUGGAACCAGACACAGAGCACUUGGCCAUGGACGACGGAGCGGCUGCCACGGCGCCUCUGCCUGCGCGCCCCGACGAGCCCGACACGAGAAACAGCCUGCGACACAUUCUGGCCGCCGACCCCCCGAUGGACGACUCCAAGCCCUCGCCCUCGCAAGCCAACACGCCUGUCCCCGAUGGGAGCGACGCUGGCGGCGAUGCGCCCGACGCCGCCCGCCCCGUCAACGACACGGACCCGGCGAGGCCGUACUACACGGCGACGACGACGACGACGCGCCGCAAUGCCAACGGCAGCGUGUCGUCCGUCUACAGCGGCAACAAGAUCAAGCACCUGAAGAAGGACGACGGCAUCCCGCUGUGGCGCAAGGACAUCCAGUUCGACUUCCUCAAGCUCGUCUUCGAGGACGACCGGCCCGUCUUCACCAAGCAGUCGGACAGCACCAGCGGCCACACCUUCGCCGACAUCUACCUCGACGCCAUGGCCAAGAGCAGCAAGUGCAGCAAGAUCCUCAAGGACAAGCUGCUGACGGAGCGCCCGGCUGCCAUCAACAUGGCCAUGGUGUGUCUGCUCGUCAACGUCGGCCGCAUGAACACGACGCUCAACUUCUUCCCCGAGAUGCGCGCCCAGCUGCGCACCUACCACUCCAUCCCCUCCCUCCAGGCCCACCAAGACCCGAAUGCCUACAAGCAGCUGCAGGACGCGCCCCGCUUGAAGUCCAUCCUCAAGGGUGCCACCGAGGACCAGGAGCAGCCCAGCACCAUCGAGGAGAUCAUGGCAGCCUCCGUCCCGCGUACCAACCCCGUCAACCUCAUCUUCGUCCUGUCGCAAUACGCCCCCAAGAUCUCAGAGCUGCACUUCUUCCCGCCGCGCGACUUCUUCGACCUCGUCAUGCGCUCCAACCUGAGCAGCAAGAGCAGAGCCACGGCCUUCCUCUGGCUCAUGUGGUGGUAUCUCGAGAGCGACUUCACCAAGGAGGCUGCCGAGAGCAACCCUUUUGGUCCCGGCCAGAUGGGUCCGGCCGACGAUCCGACUACGGCUGAGUUCCCUAUCAAGUGCCCGCCUUUUGACAUACUCUCGCCAGAGCAGGAGGCGCUGGAGAACGUCGACUCCAUCGAAGAGAAGACAUUCGGUGAGAUUAAGCGCAAGGAGAGGACAGCUAUAUUGGCAAGCGACAUGGCGCCCGUCGUGACAGGCCCCAAGCGUACCAACAAGAAGGGCUUCAACCAAAACCCAGUCUUCUCCAUCGCCGCCGAUGAUGGUGCUUGGACACCUGGACGCGACAGGCAAUCGCCUUCCCAUGGCUCCGCACGAGGACGAGGCAAGCUUGCAAAAUCCAUCAUCGAACGAGACUACCCCUCAGACACUGACCGUACUCGGUCUGCGUCUCCGCCGAACAGCGUCUAUAACACAGCCAAGAAGGUGGCUACACCCAACAUGCGCAUCAAUACCCUCCUCAACGAAGACGGACCGGCUUCGUCUCCUGCGCCCAAGGGCCCCGGCCGCGGGAACUGGUCGCGCAAUCGCACAUCAGGCAUAGGCGCCGGAGGAACACCAGCCGCACGUUCUUUCAAGACCAAACUCGACGCUCCACACUCGCAAGAUGGCCAGUCCCCCUCCACAUCCGCACCCACCUUCAACGGACCACACGGCUUCUACCUCCCGCUCAACGGUUCUGACCCCUCGCACAAACGAACACGUCCCCUUACACAACACCAACUAGCUGUCGAGCAAUACAGGAGGCGACGCGUCGACGUCAUUCUUGACCGAGGUAUUCGCAUCGAGUACGCCGCCGCAGCCAAGCGCCGCCGCAAAGCCAACCCCUUUAUGCGCAGCUGGAUCCGCUGCAAAGGCAUGGCCGACGGCUACGACACAGACGAAGAAUCGCACGCACAAUUUGCCCAACUUCCCGAAUACGAACUCGGCACCAAAACACCCCCGCCCAUGCCCUCCGGCCUCGUACCUCUCGACUUUGGCGGCGAAGUCAACGACCAUGGCGAGGAGUCGUACUAUCGCGCUAAGAUGCUAAGCAGAGCCCUGCGUCGCUUGGAUCGCUGGGAAGGCGGCAGAAGUGCGCUCAGAGCCCGACCCAAGGGCGAGAGGGGUAGCGGAUUGCCAGACGUCCAUGACAGACCUGUUUUGGGUAGUGAAGAUGAAGAUGACGAGGAUGAUGGUGAUGACAUGAUGGAUGUGGAUGAGAUGGAGAGGAGGGAGGCGUUGGAGGAUGCUAGUGAGGAAGACAGCGAUGAUGAUGUUGACAUGGAGGGCGAGAGGAGAUGGGAUCCUACUUCACUUCCGCCAUUGCCCAGGAUGGCUUAA